GACACGCGUUUGUGUACGUCGCGAUACGAGCUUUGAACGAGAUUCUUUUUAUUUUUGUCAUUCUUUAAAUUCCAAUCACGAGCUAAUGCGGUACGAGAUAGCGCGUCGAUAGAGAGGGUGCAUGCGAUUGAUUGAGGAUUCAAUCGUGCAUAUAACGUAAUCAUCUGUUUAGAAUACAUCUCGAGCGCCGCCAAGCAUUGCCACGUGAAAUUCGUAAAGUGCAUGCGUAUGUACCCCAUGAGGUAACUGGAGUCGCUGUGACGAGAAAUCGAUCGGCGAUCAUCGGUUCCGAAAAAAGAAAUCGGGAAGUAGGAAAGAAGACGAAGAAGAAAAGAAGAGGGCGCCAGUACAGAUAUAUCGGUGAGUGUGACUGGACGGAAAGACGUGGGCGAUUCCCAAGUACCGGCCUCCUGGUCCGUCGUGUCGUUACGAGUGUGUCAGUGAGUUUGUGGAGGCGAACCUAACCUAGUCGUCGGGUGCGCACUAUCGAUCAAGGAGCCAUUGGUUUGAAGAGGACUUUGUCUCUUUUGAGAUACUGGUUAUGCACGCGUAAUUUCGCGAUCAGUGGAAACACGUCUGUGCUUGUCGUUGAAUUUCGCGCUCAAUUACAGCGAGUUGCUUCUCUAACGUGCGUGUUACGAGCGUGAUUUCGAAGAAAGUUUUUUCGAUCGUCGUGUGAAAACGGGAGCGGAUAAAAAAGGGGACGAAUAAAAAAGUUAAAGGCAAACGAGUAGAGGAGAAACUAACGGUGGCAGCGAUUGGAAAUCGGAAGUGAUCGUGUUGUGUAUUGGAAGCGAUUCUAUGUGGCAAGAUGAUGGAGACACAGAAUUAUUGGGAGGACAACUCCGCUCAUUCUAUGCAAGUAAAAUACGAGAGUUUGGAUGGUAGAUCCUGCAAGGACGAAAUAUACAGGAUGGGAAUAGGCGCUGGAUAUUGCGAAGGAAAUUUGAACUUCGCUACAGCCUCCGAGGACGACGAGGUUUAUACCAAGAAAAAAGUGUCUCGACAAGAUCCAAUGUCCCAUAGAAUUAUCGAAAAACGGAGAAGAGACCGUAUGAACAACUGCUUGGCCGACCUAAGUAGACUCAUACCGGCCGAGUACUUGAAGAAAGGUCGAGGAAGAGUAGAGAAGACCGAGAUAAUUGAAAUGGCUAUUCGCCACAUGAAGCAUCUUCAAGGUCUUCGACAAGAAUCUAAACACCCUGCCAUGACACCGGUGCACACACACCCCGAGGACAGCGUGGACAGUGUCUCGCAUUCAACGGUCGCGUCCACUGCAGCAGAACACUAUAGGCUGGGUUACCAAGAGUGUCUCAGCGAGACGCUACACUUCCUCGUGGAGGUGGAGGGCUUCUUCGCCAGGGAUUCUCUGUGUGUUCAGUUGAUCAACCAUUUGCAACAACACUGCGAGAAGAUUUUAGCUACCAGCGAUAGGCUGGGCUUCCCUCAUCCCGAGAUGCCAACGACGAACGGCGUAGCGAACGGUACCAGCUUCGCUCACACCAGCAUUCCCACGAUAUGCCAACCGAAUGGUCAUUCCGAUCACGGUUCAAGCUCCGGUGUGAGUUCGUUCGGCGAUCCUGAACGUCCUUUACGUCCAACGAUUAUCCCACCGCCAGCGAUAGUCAGCGACGACAGCAAUCACAGCACCCACUCGCAUAGUACACCGCCGAGUACCAGCUGCAAGCCUUCCAACUACAAGUUCAAGAGCUCGAUCAAGCAAAGGUUCUCCGCGGAGAGGAUAAAAUCUAGCCCACCGCCGGCGACCAACACGGAGAAACCGUCCUCUUCACACGGCGUGCCGAUAUUUGCACUGCACGACGGUGGCGCGUUUUAUGUUCCGUUAACGGUCGAAGCGUCAAUGUUGAGGCCUCACUUGAACUUCAUCCCGGACACCGGUCCAGACACGGUCCUCCAUCCCGUUACGAUAUCUGUGAAUUUCAACCAUACGACGAGUCCACCGGCGUGGUCACACCAUAACAGUCCUACGCAUCAGCAACAGACAUAAAGGACACGAGCCAGGGGUCGUUUCUGAG
Molecule: messenger RNA, 2036 nt
Organism: Habropoda laboriosa
Lineage: Eukaryota; Metazoa; Arthropoda; Insecta; Hymenoptera; Apidae
Gene: cwo
Product: hairy/enhancer-of-split related with YRPW motif protein 1-like
Exons: 6
Coding region: 812-2008 (398 amino acids)
Biological process (GO): anterior/posterior pattern specification; regulation of transcription by RNA polymerase II; regulation of neurogenesis
Cellular component (GO): nucleus
Molecular function (GO): protein dimerization activity; RNA polymerase II cis-regulatory region sequence-specific DNA binding; DNA-binding transcription factor activity, RNA polymerase II-specific
Source: RefSeq, a predicted model, not a curated record